AUGUCUGCAAGUACUGUAGUACUUAACGUGGGCGGUACAAAGUUCUACACAACAACGGAAACGCUAGGAAAUCCAUUAGCUCGAGAAAGUGGUUUCUUCUCAAAUUUGGAUCUUACAAAGGGGGAGGUCUUCAUAGAUCGCGAUCCUACUGUAUUCAUGUACAUUUUGAAUUAUUUGCGUGACGGACGGGUGAUGUUUGCGAAUGAUGGUCUUACCGCUGCUCUACUGUUCCAAGAAGCCAAGUACUACGGUCUUGGUAAGCUUGUUGAGCAAAUCUCCCUGGUAUCGAUGAACGCUUCAGGAUAUCAUGACAUCAAGGUGGCGAAGUGA
Messenger RNA from Necator americanus (New World hookworm), 330 nucleotides. RefSeq lists its product as uncharacterized. Gene Ontology annotation, molecular function: protein binding. The record is from RefSeq and is a predicted model, not a curated record. The coding region runs from base 1 to 330 and encodes 109 amino acids. Lineage: Eukaryota; Metazoa; Nematoda; Chromadorea; Rhabditida; Ancylostomatidae. Gene Ontology annotation, biological process: protein homooligomerization. The transcript has 3 exons.